Molecule: messenger RNA, 1515 nt
Organism: Dovyalis caffra
Lineage: Eukaryota; Viridiplantae; Streptophyta; Magnoliopsida; Malpighiales; Salicaceae
Source: the annotation of a GenBank genome assembly
AUGUUAAGAAUGUGGAAGACAGAGGACUCUGUUGAGGAAUGGGAGAUGAAAGUGAAAUUAUUUGGUUGUGGAAGGGUUGAAAAGUUGAAAACUUCUGUGGUUUCAAGGUCUCCAAUGAAGCUAUGGAUGAUAAGGGCAAUCACAACUGUAUUGUUAUGGACUUGUGUGGUUCAUUUGAUGGCAUUGGGAGAGAUUUGGGGGCCAAGAUUGUUAAAAAGUUGGCCUUCUUGUUUUAGUCAUCAAGAGGUUGAGUUAACUUCUGUUCCUGCCAAAGUUAUUCUUCCUCCAAAGAGAAUUUAUAAGAAUAAUGGGUAUCUUAUGGUUUCUUGCAACGGAGGACUGAACCAAAUGCGAGCAGCAAUAUGUGAUAUGGUCGCUAUUGCAAGACAUCUAAAUGUUACUCUUAUUGUCCCAGAGUUGGACAAAACCUCAUUUUGGAAUGACCCAAGUGAGUUUCAAGACAUAUUUGAUGUUCAUCAUUUCAUCACUUCCUUGAGGGGCGAGGUUCGUAUAUUGAAAGAGCUUCCACCUAGGCUCAAAACACGAGUAGAUUUGGGAUUGUUCUACUCAUUACCUCCUGUUAGCUGGUCAAACAUUUCUUACUACACCCAUCAGAUUCUUCCUCUGCUGCAAAAGUUCAAAGUUGUGCAUUUGAACAAAACAGAUGCUCGUCUUGCUAACAAUGGACUUCCUCUUGAGAUCCAAAAGUUGCGCUGCCGUGUAAAUUUUAAUGCUUUGAAGUUUACGCCACAGAUAGAAGAACUGGGUAGAAGGGUUGUUAGGAUAUUGAGGGAGAAAGGCCCUUUCCUGGUGCUUCAUCUCAGAUAUGAAAUGGACAUGUUGGCUUUCUCCGGCUGCACUCAUGGUUGCAAUGAUGAGGAAGUUGAACAACUCACAAGAAUGAGAUUUUCUUAUCCCUGGUGGAAGGAAAAAGUUAUUAAUUCUGAAAUGAAAAGGAGAGAAGGUUUGUGUCCGUUGACUCCCGAGGAAACUGCCCUAGUGUUAAGUGCACUUGGAAUUGAUCGUAAUGUUCAAAUUUAUAUUGCUGCCGGAGAAAUAUAUGGCGGAGAAAGAAGGAUGAAGACUUUGGCAGCAGCUUUUCCUAAUUUGGUCAGGAAAGAGACUCUUUUGGAACCAUCAGACUUGAAGUUUUUCCAGAACCAUUCAUCUCAAAUGGCAGCAUUAGAUUAUCUGGUGUCCCUGGAGAGUGACAUAUUUGUUCCUACAUAUGAUGGCAAUAUGGCUAAAGUUGUUGAAGGUCAUCGCAGAUUCUUAGGGUUCAAGAAGACUAUUUCGUUGGACAGAAAGCUUCUGAUCGGUUUAAUAGAUCAAUACCAUAAAGGGUCAUUGAGCUGGGAUGAAUUCUCUUCUACUGUGAAGGAAGCUCAUGCUGAUCGGAUGGGUAAUCCAAAGACACGAGUUGUUGUAUCAGAUAAACCGAAGGAAGAAGAUUAUUUCUAUGCCAAUCCGCAAGAGUGUUUGCAACUGUUAGAUGAACCAUUGAGAAGUACAUGA